GAAAGUGGUUAUAUUAUACAUUGCCUGUUCAGUGCCUGCGAGUGAUUUAGCGGAAGCGGAGGUGCCUACCCAGUGUUUUCACGCUACACCGUGCCCAAAUUAACCGGGAGAUUAUUGAAACGUUUGCUGCGAGGCACCUCGUUUUGAUGAAGGACGUGUGGUAAGGCAAUACCACAUUGAAACUUAAAUUCGCAAUGGUAAACCAAUCGAGGAGAGGCUACACAAGCUAAACGCAUAUUUUUGGAGCGCAAUUAUUAGUCUACUAUGCAGUCACAGCCAACCUGAUGACAUGCGUUUUGCGAAUGGUGCGAUCUGUUAUUGCUCAACAUUUGUAUGUCACAUUGGCUGUUUUUAAUGCUUAACCCAGUGAAACGGGAUAUAUGCGACGUAGGCUAUAUGCGGCCAUUCAACCUGAAGAACACCCAUGGACAAAUAUGACUUGGAAAUAUAAACUUUCUCCUUCGUGUUUCACAUUUGGACAUUUGGACAAUUGAAAGUAUGGGAAUUAACAAUGCGGAGAGAGCCCAACAGAAUCUCUGAAGAAAAAUACAGCAUUUAAAUUUUUAAUGUUCGAAUAUUCUCUUGAACAUUUCAGACACCGAAAGGAACUCGUGGCUGGAACAACUGUCUGUGUUGUGAUGCUUCUUCUCCAUCUGUUAUCUAGUGUCAGUUUUGAUUUUCUGCGUGAGAUCUGUGCAAUUCCAGAAUGGCUCGUUUCGAAGAGGAACUAUCCAACCGACGAGGAGGGGUCUGUCAAGCGGGCCCACCAAGAGGAGCAGGUCGGCCGGCAGGCCCCCCAAGCGGUCCAAGGGUUUAUAAACAAUCAAUGGCCCAAAGAGCCAGGACAAUGGCCAUUUACAACCCUAUCCCUGUCAAGCAGAGCUGUCUUACUGUCAACCGGUCUCUAUUCAUCUUUAGCGAGGAUUGUGUCAUACGGAAAUACGCCAAAAAGAUUACCGAAUGGCCUCCAUUUGAAUACCUAAUCCUGGCCACCAUUAUAGCCAACUGCAUUGUUCUUGCCUUGGAGCAGCACCUACCUGCCUUGGACAAGACCCCCAUGUCACAACGCUUGGAUGACACAGAGCCCUAUUUUAUUGCAAUAUUUUGUUUUGAAGCUGGCAUUAAGAUCAUCGCGCUUGGCUUUGCGUUUCACAAAGGCUCCUAUCUCCGGAAUGGCUGGAAUGUAAUGGACUUUGUGGUGGUGCUAACAGGGAUGUUGGCUACUGUGGGAGCGGACUUUGACUUGAGAACCCUCAGAGCGGUACGGGUUCUGAGACCACUGAAACUAGUUUCUGGAAUCCCCAGUCUUCAGGUGGUCCUGAAGUCCAUUAUGAAAGCCAUGGUGCCUCUGCUUCAGAUCGGCAUGCUGCUCUUCUUCGCUAUCCUCAUGUUUGCCAUCAUCGGCCUGGACUUUUAUAUGGGCAAAUUCCACCGGACCUGCUUCAGGACUGAUACAGGUGAGCAGGCAGCAGAGUUCCCUUGCGGUUUGGAGGCUCCGGCGAGGACCUGUGAGAACGGCACCGUUUGUCAGGAAUACUGGAUCGGCCCGAACUACGGCAUCACCAACUUUGACAACAUCCUCUUCGCUAUUUUGACCGUCUUCCAGUGCAUCACCAUGGAGGGCUGGGUGGACAUCCUGUAUAAUGCCAACGAUGCCUCAGGGAACACCUGGAACUGGCUGUACUUCAUCCCCCUCAUCAUCAUCGGAUCCUUCUUCAUGCUCAACCUGGUUCUGGGAGUCCUGUCCGGUGAGUUUGCCAAGGAGCGUGAGCGUGUGGAGAAGAGGCAGGAGUUUCUGAAGCUUCGCAGGCAGCAGCAGAUAGAGAGAGAGCUGACUGGAUACCUGGAGUGGAUAUGCAAGGCAGAGGAAGUGAUGCUGGCAGAGGAGGACAAGCAUGCUGAAGAUAAGUCCCCCCUGGAUGGUGCGUGGUACAAGAGGAAACACAACAACCCCGCUGAAAAGAUGUUGAAAAGAGCCAAGAAGAGCAAGAAUGACCUUAUCAAUGCUGAGGAGGGUGAGGACCAUUUCACAGACAUCUCAUCUGUUGGGUCGCCGUUCGCCCGGGCCAGCCUGAGGAGCAGCAAGAACGACAGCGCCUCCUACUUUCGGAGGAAAGAGAAGCGGCUCCGCUUCACCAUAAGACGCCUGGUCAAAGCGCAGAGCUUCUAUUGGACCGUGCUGUGUCUGGUGGGCCUCAACACACUGUGUGUGGCUAUUGUCCAUUACGACCAGCCGGAUUGGCUCACCUAUGCGCUGUAUUUGGCUGAGUUUGUAUUCCUUGGAUUGUUUCUGACUGAGAUGUCCAUGAAAAUGUAUGGACUUGGACCCAGAAACUACUUUCAUUCCUCUUUCAACUGUUUCGAUUUUGGAGUUAUUAUAGGUAGUAUUUUUGAGGUGAUCUGGGCAGCUGUGAAACCUGGGGCCUCCUUCGGCAUCAGCGUCUUGAGAGCUCUUCGUCUGCUUCGGAUUUUCAAAGUCACUAAAUACUGGAACUCUCUAAGGAACCUGGUUGUCUCUCUUCUCAACUCCAUGAAGUCCAUCAUAAGCCUGCUCUUCCUCCUCUUCCUCUUCAUCGUCGUGUUCGCCCUUCUUGGCAUGCAGCUUUUUGGGGGAAUGUUUAAUUUUGAGGAGGAGACACCAACAACCAACUUUGACACCUUUCCAGCAGCUAUUCUCACAGUUUUCCAGAUUCUGACAGGAGAGGACUGGAAUGCAGUGAUGUAUCAUGGGAUAGAAUCCCAGGGCGGUGUUCGGCGGGGAAUGUUCUCCUCCAUUUACUUCAUUGUGCUCACCUUGUUCGGAAACUACACACUCCUGAAUGUCUUUUUGGCCAUUGCUGUGGACAACCUUGCUAACGCGCAGGAGCUCACUAAGGAUGAGGAGGAGCAGGAGGUGGCCAUAAACAAGAAGAUGGCCCUCCAGAAGGCUAAGGAGGUGAAGGAGGUCAGCCCCAUGUCGGCGGCUAACAUCUCCAUCACAGCGCUGCACAGUAUGCUGUACACAGGUCAACACGGAGCAGAGAGGGCAAUGCCGACAAGUUUUGUAAAGCAAAGUCGAGGUGCGCUCUCUAGCAGCUCGUCCGUCUGCAGCGUUAACUCACUGAGUUAUGUCUGCUCCCCAGUCCAUCACUACCUGAGGUACCCUAUUAAAGGUGAUUCGCCCUGUCUGUCCGCCCGCAGUAAAGAGCAGCAGAAGUCUCUGAAGAUGAUGUCAGUUUGGGAGCAGCGUACCACCCAGCUGAGAAAACACAACAUGCGGGCCAGCAGCGAGGCUCUGUACAGCGAACUGGACCCCGAGGACCGUCUCCGUAUGUCUUCGGCUCUGCACAUCCGCCCGGACAUGAAGACCCACCUGGACCGGCCCCUAGUGAUCGAGGCGCACGACGGCCCAGUCGGCUGCCACAAACCCCGGACCCCGGACGAGACGGAAACCCUCUGCGAACCGUCCGGGCCCCAGCCGCGCAGGCACCACCGCCACAAAGACCGGGACAGACCGGCUGACGAGGCCAACGAGAGCGGGGAUCCGGCCAAGGAGGGCAGGCGCCACGUCCACCACAGUCGAAGCAAGGAUCCCAACGGCACCCGAGGGAAAGAGGGGAAGGGCGAGCGUUCCCGCAGCCGGGAGGGGGGCAGGAGGCACCACCGCCAGCCGUCGGCGGAUGACGGUGGGGGAGCGGGGGAGCGGGAGCACCGCCACCACCCACACAGGCCGGCGCCGGAGGGCAACGGCACCGUCAACAGCGGAGGCAAGGGCGAGCGUAGGUCGCGCCACAAGGAAGGGCGAUCAGGAGAGAGGUGCUCGAGGGGAGAGAACGGGGCCAACGGGGAGAGGAGGAGACACAAGACCCACGGCUCCAGGGGCCAGUCCACAGGGGAGGCAGAGGAGCAGAGUGAGAGGGAGAAAGGGAAGGACCACAGGGACCGAUAUGUGGAGUCUGAGGGUGACUCGCUUGCCAUCAGCCCCCAGCAGGUUCCUGGAGGUUCCAGGUGGGGCACAGAGAGACCUGAGGAUUCAGACAACCAGAGGAACGUUACACUGACGGGACAGACAGCUGUCCACAUCCCCCCUGUCACCAUCACCUCCCCGCCCAGGGAGACCACCCUUAUCCCGAUGAACAGCAUAGACUGUGAGACCAUGCCUAUGAACGAGGUGAAGAAGACACUGGAGGAUCUGACUCAGAGCGGCCCCAGACCCAUACUCCCCUACAGCUCCAUGUUUGUGUUCGGCCAGACCAAUGUGGUGCGUCGUCUAUGUCACUACAUUGUAAGUCUGCGGUACUUUGAGAUGUGUAUCCUGGUAGUGAUAUCCAUGAGUAGCAUUGCAUUGGCAGCAGAGGACCCUGUCCAGGCCAACGCUCCACGCAAUAAUGUGCUCAAGUAUCUGGACUAUGUAUUUACGGGGGUUUUUACAUUUGAGAUGGUGAUUAAGAUGGUUGAUCUGGGCCUCCUGCUCCAUCCUGGUUCUUACUUCAGAGAUCUCUGGAAUAUUCUGGACUUUAUUGUGGUCAGUGGAGCGCUGGUGGCAUUUGCAUUUUCGAGCUUCAUGGGACCGCCACAAGGUGUGCCAAGAGGGUCGAAAGGAAAGGACAUCAGCACCAUCAAGUCCCUCAGAGUUCUGCGAGUCUUGCGGCCUCUCAAGACCAUCAAGCGCCUACCCAAGCUGAAGGCUGUGUUUGACUGUGUCGUCAACUCCCUGAAGAACGUGCUCAACAUCCUCAUUGUCUACAUCCUCUUCAUGUUCAUCUUCGCUGUCAUCGCUGUGCAGCUGUUCAAGGGAAAGUUCUUCUACUGCACAGACGAGUCCAAGGGACUGGAGAAGGACUGCAGAGGUAACUUUCUGGACUACUACAAGGAUGAAGUGGCAGCCCAACCACGGGAGUGGAAGAAGUAUGAGUUCCACUAUGACAACGUGCUGUGGGCUUUUCUCACUCUCUUCACCGUGUCCACCGGAGAAGGCUGGCCCACGGUUCUGAAACAUUCUGUGGAUGCCACCUUCGAGGACCAGGGACCCAGUCCAGGCUACCGUAUAGAGAUCUCCAUCUUCUACGUUGUCUACUUCGUGGUCUUCCCCUUCUUCUUCGUCAACAUCUUCGUGGCCUUGAUCAUCAUCACCUUCCAGGAGCAGGGGGACAAGGCCAUGUCAGAGUGCAGCCUGGAGAAAAAUGAGAGGGCCUGCAUUGACUUUGCCAUCAACGCCAAGCCACUGACGCGUUACAUGCCAGAGAAUGUGCAGUCCUUCCAGUACCGAAUGUGGAAGUUUGUGGUGUCACCCCCGUUUGAGUACUCCAUUAUGAUCAUGAUCGCGCUCAACACGGUGGUGCUCAUGAUGAAGUUCCACGGAGCUCCAGACUUUUAUGAGGCCAUGUUAAAACACUUCAACAUUGUCUUCACUGCCCUAUUUUCUCUGGAGUGCAUUCUGAAGAUCAUCGCCUUCGGUCCGCUGAACUACCUGAAGGAUGCCUGGAACGUGUUUGACUUUGUGACAGUGCUGGGAAGUAUAACUGACAUCUUGGUCACAGAGAUCAAUACUACGGAUCGACUUCUGAACCUGAGUUUCCUGAGACUGUUCAGAGCAGCUCGUCUCAUCAAGCUACUGCGGCAGGGCUACACCAUCCGGAUCCUCCUAUGGACCUUCGUACAGUCCUUCAAGGCCCUGCCCUAUGUUUGCCUUCUGAUAGCAAUGCUGUUCUUUAUCUAUGCCAUCAUCGGCAUGCAGGUAUUUGGGAACAUCGAGCUAAACGAGGACACUGCCAUCACUCACCACAACAACUUCCGCACUUUUCUCCAGGCUCUUAUGCUACUGUUCAGGAGCGCUACAGGGGAGGCGUGGCACGAGAUCAUGCUGUCGUGUUUGAGUCACAGAGCCUGCGACGAGAGGUCUGGCAACCUGGGAAAGGAGUGUGGGAGUGACUUUGCUUACUUCUACUUUGUCUCCUUCAUUUUCCUCUGCUCUUUCCUGAUGCUCAAUCUGUUUGUGGCUGUCAUCAUGGAUAACUUUGAGUACCUGACUCGAGACUCGUCUAUUCUGGGGCCUCAUCAUCUGGAUGAGUUCAUCCGUGUUUGGGCUGAGUACGAUCCUGCUGCCUGCGGACGGAUUCGCUAUAACGAUAUGUACAACUUGUUACGUGUUAUAUCGCCCCCCCUUGGCUUAGGGAAGAACUGCCCUAAUAGGGUAGCAUACAAGCGGUUAGUCAAGAUGAACAUGCCCAUUGCUGAUGACAACACAGUCCACUUCACUUCUACUCUCAUGGCCCUGAUCCGAACAGCUCUGGAGAUCAAACUGGCCUCAGGGAUGGUUGCCCAACGUCUCUCUGACGCUGAACUGAAAAAAGAGCUCUCCACGGUUUGGCCUAGCCUCUCACAGAAGACAAUGGAUCUUUUAGUGACACCACACAAACCCAAUGAGCUCACUGUUGGGAAGGUGUAUGCAGCCCUGAUGAUCUUCGACUACUACAAGCAGAACCGAGCCAAGAGGCUCAAGGAGCAGCAGCAGCAGCAGCAGCAACAGAAUGCUGCCGGCUCCCAGGGUAAGGUGGGGGCUCUGUUUAAACCAAUACUGCCCCUGACUCACAAGCAGGAGAAAGCCCUGAACAACGUGGAGCCUCUCUAUGAGCUACUGCCCCAGCCUCAGGCUCUACCGAGACCCAGCUCUGCACUACUCAACAACGGAGGCUCACUACCAGGCCACGCCAUCGCCAUGAAGGGGUCGUCGUCAUGGGUGUCAGAGAAGACCAUAGAGGACCAAAGGCCCAGAUGUAAGCGACCGUCGGAGGACGUCCCAAAUGCAGCCAUUCCCCAGGAGUCGGUGGAGAUGAGGAAGAUGGACGCGGGUGACGAUGCCGGGCCCGGUCCUGGGCUUGGCCUGGAGAACCAUGGGAGGGCCGUGUCCAUGCCUCGUCUCAACGCGAUGCUGCCGAGGAGCCAGUCGCGCCACUCCCCUGGGACCCUGCUGGCCACUGUCCCCGACUGCAGCCCAAUUAAGCGCUCAGCGUCUACCCACGCCCCCCAGCGCACCCAAGAGGUCAACCUGCACGACUACACCCUGGAGAGACCCAGCAUACAGGAGAGGCCUCACCGUCACCGCCACCACCACCGCUGCCACCACCGCAAGGAGAGGGACAAGAAGCAGCGCUCGCUGGACAGGACGCCAAGCACCGCUGGUACAGCGGGAGACCCGUCUGCGGAGCCAUCGUCCAGAGACGGGCUGCAAGAUCGUGGCCGUUCCCAUGAGAGGAGGCACCACUCUGCGGCCGGGGAGAAACAGCGCUACUACUCCUGCGAUCGCUAUGGCAGCCGGGAAUACUGCCACAUCAUCAAGUCUGCCACUGCCAGCUGUGCCACCUCCCCGGGCGAGGUGCAGGACCCUGGCAUCAACAAGCAGGGCAGUGGAUCGGCUGAAAGCGGCCCGGUGACGCUGACCUCAGGGGCUAGCACGCCAAGCCGCGGACGCAGGCAACUUCCGCCGACGCCCCUGACCCCCCGACCCGGGGUGGCCUUCAAGACGGCCAACUCCUCCCCUGUGCACUUUGUGUCCGCCCUGAGCGGCCCGCCCACCCUGAGCCCUGGCCGGCUGAGCCGUGGGCUGUCCGAGCACAACGCCCUGCUGCACAGCGGCUCGUCCCACAUCCCCUCUCCUGUCACCCGCAUCAGCUCCGAGCCCUUCCUGGGCUACAGUCACAGUGACCCCCAGGGCCUUGGGAGCCCGUACGGUAGCCUCCGGGACCAGCUGCUGAGCCCCUACGCCGCCAGAGUACGCUCCCCUCGGACUGCAAUGCCUCAGACAGGGCCGGUUGUCCUCCACCUGCCUCCGCCACCCCAGCAGGGUCGCGCUGUGCCAAAUGGAUACCACUUCACCUUUGGGGGAGGUGCCAAUGGAAACCUGGGCUCUGGCUCCAGGGCAUCCAGGUGCUACCAUGAGGCAGAGGAGGAUGAAUGGUGCUAGCGUGGCGUUGAACUGAUGUUUUUAAUGCAUUUCCCCGGGAAUCGCGAUGAGUUUUAUCAUCUUUUUUCGAAGGCUUUGGUUCACGCUGUUGCUAUACGUAAAGCUGCCGGUGGGAAAUGUAUGGAGAAAGAGUUGAAGUUCAUUUGAAUGUGAACAGAGCAAGCUGCAUUAUGUUUAGAACCUGGAUGAAAAGAAAAAGGGAUGUGGAUUUGGUGGUUUGUUGGUACUGUAAUUUAGUUGGACGUGACCAACUCUAAAGUGUCUUUGUCUUAUGCACUGAAGACACUGAAGGCAUUUGUCAUUCACAAGGGCACUUUUGCUUUGCUUCUUAAUCAAACAUAUUUAUUUUGUGGCUAUCCAAGUUUCUUCUCCGGUUUUGAUAAUAACUCAAAUGGUGAUAUAAGAAAGUCUCCUACAGGACCCCAGUAUAGAUGAGGGUGCGAUACCCCUCCCUCCUGUGUGCGAUGACCACGGUGAUAGGCUCUAUAGAAAGUUCCACGAUAACUUCUAGACAUUGUCAGGUACAUGUAGCAAGAUGAUUCCGGAAAUACUCAGAGAGAUUCAUUGAAAAACUCUCCCAGAAACACACUUGAUGGUAUUCUACACUGCACAACAGCUGUUCUAGUUUCUUUGGUAUUCUUACCAUUCCAUGAUAUGAAGGGAUUUGCAGUAGCCUAAUUUUUAUACAUUCCCUCUCUUUCAGAAGAUACAGCCAGAUAGAGCAGAGGGAUCAAUAUUGUCAUUACAAUGAUUGUUGAUUUUUGCUGCUGUUUACCAUUGCGAACUUCAGUACUACUACUUGAGGGAAAUGAAAUGUGAUUUGUUUUAUAUAAAACUAUUGUAGAUGUUAUCUUUUCAUUGUGUGCAUUUUUUGUAUGAUCUAAAACGUUUAUGUAAAUUGCUUACAGUUUGCCAUCAUUUCAGGUCUAAUGUUUCUUACAGACUGUCUGCUUCAGAUAUUUAAUACAAAGUGCCUGUCCUUUUAGAUAUACUAGUAGAGUAAAGAUGCAAAGUCAACCAUUUUUGUAAUGCAUCAAUAGUUGUUUGGUAGAUUGGCUAGUUAUGCUGGACAACAAGAUGUACAGAAAGCCUUAUCUGAGAAAUAAUAAUUUUUAUUUGAGAAAAAUAAAUGUUUUUGAAUGGAAAUUAUUAAUGACCUUAUGAUAUCUGAUAUUUUUAUUUUAUGAUUUUCUUUCUGGUGAAUAUAUUUAAUCAAUUUGGGUGUGCACAACAAAAACUAGUACAAACGCCGAUGUGACCAACACCUAACAAACAUUCAAACUGCUUUAGUAGCAUAUCAGUGUGGUUAGGGAGACAUAAUCAGAAUAACACAACUGCAUGUUUAAAUCAUAAACCUGGUCGACAACAGUUAUAAAGAUGUACGUUUUCCUGGCGAUGAUACUCAACUGCGAUAGCAUUGCAAGCUACUGUGUUGCCUUCUGUUUCGAUGUUAUAACUGUGGAGUUAGUAAAGAGCAUAUGGAAUCUGGCGAGAAACGAAUAGUGUGCACUUUUGGAUGGAUGUGCUUGAGAAGCCAGAAUUGAUCCAGAUCCCUGCUGAAACAGUGUGAUGUCUCUGGCACCAACACACCAUUUCAUUAUGCGGUUAACACAAUAUUUAAAAGAAACUUUCUUUUUCCGCAUUUACUAGCAUAAAGGUCUAUAAGUCAAACUGUAUACGUGCUGCCAAUUUUAUGUGCUAAUAAUAAUUUUUUUAAGUAAUUAACAAUUCUAAAGACCCCCUCAAAACAUAAUCAUAUUACACAUUGUGUGGACAUUUUUUUUUAAGCGCAUAGCUGUGAGUCCAUCCACAACCACUAGUCUCGUGAGCAACUGAGCCACCCAAAUUAGCUAAUGAAGAUAAUUCUGAUAAAAGAAAUGUCUGGGUGAGGAUUGUCUCCCUUUUAGCUGAGACCCAUUUGACCAACAUCCACAGCAGUCAGAUUAUAAUAGAAAUCUAGUGAUUAUAUAAUGUAUGUUUCUCUAAACAGCCAUGGUACCCACUAACGUGGAUGGUUCACAGUCUAUAAAAAGCUUCAAAUAUGCUAUAUAGAUAUUAUUACAAUAUAAUGGAAAAUGUUCAUGCCCUGGAAAGAACAAUGUAACGUUUGGAGUUCAGAGCAUCUGGUAUUGUACAUUGGGGGUGGAAUGUGGCAAUGUAUGUUGUGUAAAGGAUUCUGUACUCCAGUGACAGUUAUUAUCAGUGAUUGAUAGCACUGGAGAAACAGUAGUUGGGGCCAGGUAUUGCCAUGACCACACACUCAUCAUCAGGGUUCUGUAGUGUUUGAUGACAUAGUAGGGCUAUGCAACAAGAAGACACUUUGACCAUAUACUUCAUCCAUUCUGUAGCUUUACAUGCUGAGAUCUCCAGAUUCAGGCUUCAGCAUGAUUGUGACCAAAUCUUUUGUAGAAAAUAUUUUAAAAAAUGUAUUAAAAAAUGUUAUCUAAAAUGCAUAAAGGCACAAAGAAAUUUAGAAAUAAAGCAACUUUAUAUAUUUGCAUGCGUACAAUUUGCCCACUUUGACAAUGUCAAACGGUUAACAAUGUUAUUGGUUUUAACUCUUCCAUGUAAUCUCACUCAAGAGGGGGAACGGACACAGAAUGUUGUUCAUAAACAUGAGCAAAUUCCACAUUCUUGUACAGAUUAAUUCAUGUACGUAUUUCCCCUAAAGAUGUUGCCAUAGUGGGUUGAAAACAUACAUUACUAUUGGUCUUUUCGUUCAUCUCUGCGGCCUUUGUAUUAUUUAUUUCAAAAGAAACAUAUGCAGACCCAAAUGUCUCUUACCAGUUGGUUGCCAAACAUUGAACUGUUAGUAUAUCUCUCUCCAUACCAACUGCAGUGUAGGCUACAUGUGGCUUUUUCUGGAGAAAAUAAUGUUUGCAUGUUCCGACAAUGUAUCUGCAUGUAAAUCUUAAUACUUUUGAUACCAUCCAUUCAUUUCUUGUUCAUUUUUAUUGAUCUUUGAUAUAAACUUUUAGGUUUGUUGAAAAAACAUAUACUUUAUAUGAAAACAGUAUUGAACAAUGUUGAUAGUUCCAACCAUGCAACCGAGCUGGAACCUUCCUUAUUUUGGGUCUUGAGAUGAGUUAAUUGUUUGUUGUCUGAUUAUGUUUAUUGGCCAGACUUUGAAUUCUGCAGUUGUUUCUACAUUUACAUUUUGUAUGAAGUCCUUGAAUUAAAAAAAAUAUGAAUA
Esox lucius (northern pike) is the source of this 11135-nucleotide messenger RNA. RefSeq names its product calcium channel, voltage-dependent, N type, alpha 1B subunit, a (gene cacna1ba). Gene Ontology annotation, biological process: chemical synaptic transmission; calcium ion import across plasma membrane. The transcript is spliced from 53 exons. Gene Ontology annotation, molecular function: high voltage-gated calcium channel activity. Gene Ontology annotation, cellular component: voltage-gated calcium channel complex; membrane; neuronal cell body. The record is from RefSeq and is a predicted model, not a curated record. Lineage: Eukaryota; Metazoa; Chordata; Actinopteri; Esociformes; Esocidae. Bases 707 to 7942 code for a protein of 2411 amino acids.